Messenger RNA from Danaus chrysippus (African queen), 3690 nucleotides. The record is from the annotation of a GenBank genome assembly. Lineage: Eukaryota; Metazoa; Arthropoda; Insecta; Lepidoptera; Nymphalidae.
AUGGAAAAAGUAAUUCAGGAAUUACAUUCCAAAAUCGAGGUACUGGAAGCGAAACUUAAAACAAAAGAGCCAGAGAUUUCCUCAGUUAUGGACUCAUUAGAACGAAUUACAGAUUAUUCGAGUGAUGACUUCAGACCACAGCAAAGGAGGCGAUCGCAUAAGCGAAAAAGAAAUUUGGCAGUCACCACGGACUUGAGUUCGAUGAGAGAUUACGAUUCUACAUUUAAUAAAGAUGAUGAUGAUACUACAGCGAAAAAUGUAAAGCGAAUAAAAGUUUUGAAACCAAAAAAUAAUGUUAAAACUAAUAACGAGACGGUGGCUAUUGGUGAUGGAAAUGUUGUGGUCCCGGCUAGGCUUCUUAAGCACAUUGAUUGGACUUCAUACACAAACGCUACAAGAAAACUACUAACUGCUAUUUUUUUUGAAAUACUGGCAACCCACUCUUUAACUGGAAAAACUUCGCCAGCAUUUCCAGACAAACCAGCUAAAAAGAAGCUUAAUCUAUCGACAUAUACUAAUGGCCAUUUGACAAUGACUACUGUGAUGAUAACAUCCGAAAUGGAUGCGGCUCUGGCCUUGUUGGACUUACACAGGAAUAAUAAUGAGAGAGUCAAUUCCCACCCUAGGGCCAAUAUGGAUGGGCAAGUUCAUAUUGCAACAAUUUUCAAUAGUUUCGUAAAUUCCAAGACUUCGCAUUCACCAAGUACUAGCCCUAACCCUACAACAACCGCUGAGCGAAAAUCGUGGAAGGUGUCGCCAGGAAGGAAAAGUCGAAAAACCAGUCCAGUACCAAAGAAGACAACAACAUACGAUAUAGCAACCCAAACGGAUAUCGACGUAGAUAACGAAUCUGAAAUAGAAAAAAUGAGAAAUGUUAUUAAAGGUUUAUGUGCCAGAAUAGAAGAACUAGAAGCGAAACUCAAAACCAAAGAGCAAGAGACUUCUUCAGUUACGGACUCAUUAGAACGAAUAACAGAUUAUUCGAGUGAUGACUUCAGACCACAGCAGAGGAGGCGAUCGCAUAAGCGAAAAAGAAAUUUGACAUUCACCACAGACUUCAGUUCAAUUGGAGAUUACGAUUCUACAUUUAAUAAAGAUGAAGAUACUAUAGAGAACGAUGUAAAGCGAAUAAAAGCUUUGACGCAGAAAAAUACUGUUAAAACUAAUAAAGACACGGUGUCUAUUGGAGACGGAAACGCUGUGGUCCCAGCCAGGCUUCUUAAGCAUAUGGAUUGGACUUCAUACACAAAUGUAACAAGGAAACUUCUAACUGCAGUAUUUUCGAGAAAAGUACUGGCGACCCACUCCUUAACUGGAAAACCUUCACCAGCAUUUCCAGACAAACCUGCAAAAAAGAAGCUUGAUCCAAUGUUGGUAAAUGACAUUGUGCAGACGGUCGUAGAAAAAUGUUGCGUACCCGAAAAUGUUGUCAGGACCAGUAUCACAACAAAGUGUGCGGACGAAAGCAAAAUGUUCCGCACACGAGAACAAAAUAAAAAGAAGAAAAUGACCUCAAAAAAAGAAAACAUCACCCCUGAUGAUGAAUCAGAAUUGACAAUGACUACUGUGAUGAUAACAUCCGAAAUGGAUGCGGCUCUGGCCUUGUUGGACUUACACAGAAAUAAUAAUGUACCAAAGAAGAUAACAACAUACGAUAUAGCAACCCAAACGGAUAUCGACGAAAAUAACGAACCUGAAAUAGAAGAAAUGAGAAAAAUAAUUAAAGAUUUGUGUGCCAAAAUAGAGGUACUGGAAGCAAAACUCAAAACCAAAGAGCAAGAGACUUCUUCAGUUACGGACUCAUUCGAACGAAUUACAGAUUAUUCGAGUGAUGACUUCAGACCACAGCAGAGGAGGCGAUCGCAUAAGCGAAAAAGAAAUUUGACAUUCACCACAGACUUCAGUUCAAUUGAAGAUAACGAUUCUACAUUUAGUAAAGAUGAAGAUACUAUAGAGGACGAUGUAAAGCGAAUAAAAGCUUUGACGCCGAAAAAUACUGUUAAAACUAAUAAAGACACGGUGCCUAUUGGAGACGGAAACGCUGUGGUCCCAGCCAGGCUUCUUAAGCAUAUGGAUUGGACUUCAUACACAAACGCUACGAGGAAACUACUAACUGCAGUAUUUUCGAGAAAAGUACUGGCGACCCACUCAUUAACUGGAAAACCUUCACCAGCAUUUCCAGACAAACCUGCUAAAAAGAAGCUUGAUCCAAUGCUAGUAAAUGACAUUGUGCAGACGGUCGUAGAAAAAUGUUGCGUCCCCGAAAAUGUUGUCAGGACCAGUAUCACAACUAAGUGUGCGGACGAAAGUAAAAUGUUCCGCACACGAGAACAAAAUAAAAAGAAAAAAACCUCAAAAAAAGAAAACAUCACCCCUGAUGAUGAAUCAGAAUUGACAAUGACUACUGUGAUGAUAACAUCUGAAAUGGAUGCGGCUCUGGCUUUAUUGGAAUUACACAGGAAUAAUUAUGUGAGAGUCAAUUCCCACCCUAUGGCCAACAUGUCUGUGGAUGGGCCUGUUCAUAUUGCAACAAUUUUUAACGGUUGCACAACUUCCAAGAAUUCGCAUUCACCCAGUACUAGCCCUAACGCUAAGACAACCACCGAGCGAAAAUCGUGGAAGGUAUCGCCGGGAAGAAAAAAUCUAAAAACCAGUCCAGACCCCAAGGAGAAAAUAACGAACAAUGUAGCAACCCAAACAGUUACCGAAAUGGAUAUACCUAAAAAAGAAAAAAUGGAAAAGGUAAUUAAGGAAUUAAAUUCCAAAGUCGAGGUACUGGAAGCGAAACUUAAAACCAGAAAGCCGCAGACCCUCUCAGUUCCAGACCCAUUCGAACAAAUAACUGAUUGUUCGAGUGAUGACUACUUCAGACCACAGCAGAGAAGGAAAUCCAAUAAGCGAAAAAGAAAUUUAACAGUCACCACGGAUUUCAGUUCAAUGAGAGAUUGCGAUUCUACGCUUAAAAAAGAUAAAAAUUAUAAUACUACAGAGGAAAAUGUAAAGCGAAUAAAAGUUUUAAAGUCUAAAAAUAAUGUUAAAACUAAUAACGACAAGGUGGCUAUUGGUGAUGGAAAUGCUGUGGUCCCAGCUAGGCUUCUUAAGAACAUUGAUUGGACUUCAUACACAAACGCUACAAGAAAACUACUAACUGCUGUAUUUUCGAGAAAAGUACUGGCGACCCACUCUUUAACUGGAAAACCUUCACCAGCAUUUCCAGACAAACCUGCUAAAAAGAAGCUUGAUCCAAUGCUAGUAAAUGACAUUGUGCAGACGGUCGUAGAAAAAUGUUGCGUCCCCGAAAAUGUUGUCAGAUAUGAGGACCCACUGCAUGGUAAACACAUAAGACGGCGUGUUAGUAACAUAACUCCGCAGCUGGCAACCCCAGUGAGGAGUGUGGCUAGUGAUGAUGGAAACGCUGUGGUCCCAGCCAGCCGUCUCAAACAUAUGGAGUGGGCUUCAUACACAAACGCUACAAGAAAACUACUAUCUGCUGUAUUUUUGAGAAAAGUACUGGCAACCCAUUUUCUAACGGGAAAACCCUCACCAGCAUUUCAAGACCAACCGACUAAAAAGAAGCUUGAUCCAAUGCUAGUAAAUGACAUUUUGAAGAUGGUAGGAAAAAAUGUAGCGUCUCCGAAAAUGUUGUCAAGUAAAAUAAGGAUAUGUGGCAGAUUUUCCUAUACAAGAUAA